ACUUUCUUUGCUAAUCCAUCCAGUGCAGCAUAAACUGAGAGAGGCAGGAGCUGGAAAGCCUACUCUGAAGGCUGCUGUGAACACUGCCGGACCAGCCACAGGCAUGAACGUGAAAACCGUGCUCGUCCUCCUCGGUCUGGCGUUAGCCACGAUAUUCGCUUUGGUCUGCAUGUUGCUGACCAGAGGAAGGGCCCCCAGCACCUGCCAGCACCUGCCCGUGGAGCAGGAGGACACCGAGGAUGGCCAGAGCCUGGUGUUUGCUGACCUGACACCCGAGGAGAUGGCGCAAGUGGUGCGGUACCUGCAGGGAAACCUCGGGGUGCAGCUGGUCGAUGCCUCGCGUGCCAAACCCUCGGACAACUGCAUCGCCUCCGUGGAUCUGCAGGUCCCUGCCAAGGCAGAGGUGCUGCGGUUCCUGGACGACGGGGGGGCUCGUCCCGCCCGAGAGGCACUGGCUGUGCUGUACUUUGGGAACCAGCCAGAGCCCAAUGUCACCGAGUACGUGGUGGGUCCUCUGCCAACGCCGGCGUACCACCGGGACGUGACGGUGCAGAAGUACGGGGGGAAGGUGCCAUACCACCGCAGACCGACGCUGGCUGUUGAAUACAGGCAGCUUGGAGGGUUUUUAAAGGGCCAGGUGUUCCCCUCAGCUCCAGCUUUCAUGCGACAAGUAAUGGACUAUGAUGGAGCCAGUCUUGCAGUCGUGACAGCUGCUCCCCGUGGAUUCCAGUCUGGAGAUCGGAUCACCUGGUUUGUUUUGUUUCAGAACGUGAGUGGAUUCUUCUUGCACCCAGUGGGGCUGGAGGUGCUGGUGGAUCACAGCAGCCUGGACGUCUCCCGGUGGGCGGUGAGCAGGGUCUUCUACAAUGGGCAGUACUACAGGGACAUGGUUCAGCUGGAGAGUGCCUACGUGCAGGGCCGUAUCAGCGUGGAGAAGGUGAGGAAGGCACCACGGGAUGGGGACUUCUCUUCCAUGAAGCCCCGAGCACCUUCAGCUGCACUGUUCCCACUGCAGUAUGAGCCCCAGGGUCCUCGCUACAGCGUCAGGAAGAACCUGGUCCUCUUCCAGGCGUGGAGCUUUGCCUUUGGGAUGAGCGUGAGCACGGGCCUGCGCCUGUUUGACAUCCGACACAAGGGGGAGAGGGUUGCCUAUGAAAUGAGCGUGCAAGAGGCGCUGUCCGUGUACGGCUCCAACUGCCCGGGAGGGAUGUCCACGAGGUACAUGGACGGGAGCUUUGGCCUCGGGCGCUACACCUCCCCCCUGGUGCGAGGGGUCGACUGCCCGUAUUUAGCAACAUACCUGGAUGUGCACUACCUUGCUAAUUCCCAGGUCCCUAGAAUUACUAAAAAUGCUCUCUGCAUCUUUGAGCAGAACCUGGGCUCCCCUCUGAGGCGCCACUACUCCAACUUGCAGUCGCUCUACUACGGGGGGCUGGUCAACUCUGCUCUGGUCGUUCGCUCCAUUGCCACCGUGGGCAACUAUGACUAUGUGUGGGACUUCAUCUUCUACCAGAACGGGGCCAUUGAAGGCAAGGUCCAGGCCACAGGGUACCCGAGCUCAUCCUUUCUUCAUGGGGAUGGCCUGAGAUACGGCAAUAGGCUUUGGGAACACACUCUGGGUACGAUACACACCCAUUUCAUCAACUAUAAGGUGGACUUGGAUGUAGGAGGGUUGAAAAACUCCCUGGUGGCCCAUGACAUGGCAUUUGAGAUGACACGGGCUCCCUGGAGCCCAGAGCAGCAGAUAGAGAGGCCACGACUCACCAAGAAAGUCCUGGACACAGAGGACCAGGCUGCCUUCCGACUCCAGUCAAAGAUGCCCAGAUACAUCUACUUUGCAGCCAACAGCAAAAACAAGUGGGGCCACCAGCGUGGUUACAGGAUCCAGAUCACCAGCUUUGCAGGGGACCACAUCCCUGAAGCCAGCUCCAUGGAGAGGGCCAUCAGCUGGGCAAGGUACCAGCUGGCUGUCACCCGGCGGAAGGAGGAGGAGCCCACCAGCACCAGCAUCUACAACCAGAAUGACCCCUGGACACCCACUGUUGCCUUCGCCGACUUCAUCAACAACGAGACCAUCACCAACGAGGACCUGGUUGCCUGGAUAACCACUGGAUUCCUUCACAUCCCACACUCUGAGGAUAUUCCCAACACUGUGACUGUGGGAAACUCGGUUGGUUUUCUCCUGAGACCCUACAACUACUACGACCUGGACCCCUCUAUAUACUCCCACGAUGGUGUGUUUUUCACCAGUGAGCAGGACUUCAUGGCAUGUGAAAUCAACCCUCUCGCCUGCCUGCCCAAAACUGCCUCUUGUUUGCCAAACUUUCCCCCAUUCACCUAUGAUGGUUUUCAAAACAUGAGCAGGCUUUAGUGCUACAGGAUGGUGUGAGGAGAUGCGGUCAGAGACACCAGGCUGACUGUUCUGUCUCAGAUUUUCUCAUUUUAGUGAAGUUGUCUCAAUUUCCAGUUGUGUAAUGACUUCACAUUUUACCAUUGCUUUUGAAAUAGUGCUCUUGAAAAAGGAAGCGUGAUCUUCCUGGCAUGAUGCCACAUGGGAGUCUAUGUUAUCUGUUAAUUGCUGAGUUUGAGUCUGUUUCAGGAGGAAAGUGAGGAGAAAAUCCUGUUCCUCUGCUGUAGAAAUAAGUGCUAUGUAGUGCAUAUCUCAGGUUAAAAUAAUGAAAAUGGUGCUGGUCCAGUGCUCUCGAGUGUCUCGUUCUUACAACUCACAGCAGUGUCUCCUGGGGUGUGAUGCUGGUCU
Chiroxiphia lanceolata (lance-tailed manakin) is the source of this 2758-nucleotide messenger RNA. RefSeq names its product membrane primary amine oxidase-like. Lineage: Eukaryota; Metazoa; Chordata; Aves; Passeriformes; Pipridae. The transcript is spliced from 4 exons. The coding region runs from base 104 to 2371 and encodes 755 amino acids. Gene Ontology annotation, cellular component: plasma membrane. Gene Ontology annotation, molecular function: quinone binding; copper ion binding; primary methylamine oxidase activity. Gene Ontology annotation, biological process: amine metabolic process. The record is from RefSeq and is a predicted model, not a curated record.